AUCAACAUUUUAAUAUGACAAAUAAUGACACAGUACAAGAUCAUCAGCGGAAAGCAGAAAGUGGAAAACCCUGGCCUAUAGGCUUAUUGAAAUUGCACAUUGAAAGUGUAUAUCACUAAUUGUCAGACUGGGUUUAAUAACUCUUAUCUUUUCUAUUAUUGUUCUUAUGAAAUGAAAUCCUUUAUGUAAACAGGCAAUCUCUUUGAUAUUAAGUUCUCUUUUUCAGGAGAGUACGCAGAGAGACAGCUGCACAAUAAAACGACACAUGGUCGCGUUUUGGAGCUUUUUACAGUUUUAGGCAGCAAAGUAAAUCCAGUUUUUCCAAGUUCAGUGUGAAUCACAGUACAGCUGAUUUUAAGUAUUGUCUUUAAAUGUAAUAAAAGAUAUAAUAAUUUUAAUGUAUCCAAAUUUAGAUUGGAGAUGUGAAUGGCAGAGAGAAUACUGUUUAUGUACACAGUGAAUAAAAGAGGUCCAUGAAUGGUUCCCUGUGAAACACCUGAACAAACACUGAGGAGGACUCGGCCUAAAAGGAGGCGUCUAUCAGAAAGGUAAUGAUAAACCGUCAGAGGGAGUGUUCAUACAGACCUACGGAGACGUGUUUUAAUAAAAUUCUGUGAUCUAGUGCAGCACAUUACUGAUGCUUAGCAGAGCUGAGUACACAAACAGUAGCUGAUGUGCUGUGAUAACAUCCUGAACCCUGACCAAAAAGUGUCAUUUGAUUUCAGAUACACCUUCUAUUUAACAUUCAUUCAAGACUUAAGACUAUUUUCAGGCAAGACUACCAUUUUAAAGUGUUCAGGGUCAGCACCUUUAUGAAACACCUGUGCAUUCUGUUUGAAAUUUUGCCUGAAGCCUGAUAAAUUCAGAAUGUCAUUUAUAGGUUUAUCAGUACUCAGUCAAAGAAGGACCCAGUCUAAACUGUCCUCACUGUUUGACUCUUUUGGCUUUAAGCGUUCAGUUUCCUACAGACCUCGCUGCAGCUCAUCGUGGUAAAAGAGAAUAUGUUUUCACAGUUUUGAAUAUUUAGCACAGAGCAAAAUAAUUAUAGAUCAUAUUUCUGUUAGACAAGGAAUGAUUAAAAUGAUUUAAUGAAUGAUUUAAUGGUUUUUGAUUUGUAGAUUUUUGAAGGAAAUGAGUAAGUUAUCUUUAAAAGUCUCUACAGGACAGCGGUGCUUUCUCACAGAUGUUACUGUCAGUCCAGUGAAAGACUGCUGUUCCUCUUGCUGGGUCUCUAGAGGUUGGCUUUGCACUGAAAAAUUACAGUAAAUUCUCAGUAGAAGGAUUGCCAGCAAGUUACUUAUAAUUCAUAAUGACCUGACUGUGAUUACAGGAUACUUCUGUGUUUUUAUAGGUUAAUGAAACAAUUAAAACAAGCAAAGGAAACACACACACACAAAGAGUGGCGACUUUCAACCCGUAAAGAUUAUCCAUGUAGCUAAUGAGAAUCACAGACUCACAUGAUGAAAGAGGUUCACAUUCCUCUCUAUCUGCCUAUGUAUUGGUUGAAUUGGCUGAUAUUGUUAUUGUAGACUUUAAAGAUUUGAAACAGCACAAGUCUUAUUUCAUGUUGAAGAAGCAAAACAUUAACAAAAAGAAAACAUAGAUAGCGCUGUUAUUUUAACUAACAGUUUUGUUUUACAAAUUUAAAUAACUGUGUACCAUAAAUUUACAGUCACAGCCAGUCAUGCUUUUAUUUUGAAAAACCAUCACCAGAAGUGCAGUUGGUCACGCGGGCUGCCUUGACGCUUGUGCCGUGCGGGUUCGCGCUGACGCCAAAAAAGAAAAUCUUCCACAGCUGAGUCCCGCCUUUCCCCGGCUUGCUAAAAAGUGAUCCAUUGGACUGUUCGCAUCCCCGUUCGCUUCCUGCCAAAUACUGAGCCUCUGCGCUGACCAGUUUCCUCACAGACAACUAAAGCGCUUAAUUAAGAAGAACUUUUUAGUCUGCCAUGUUUUAUAAAUGACGAUUUUCGUUGAAAAAAACGACGCCAUCACUGUUAAUAAGUAUUAACAAAACUGCACUGUGCGGUAAUAUCGGGUCCGGCAGGGGGCGCGCUUUUUAAGCGUAAGUCUCACUGAUCCAGAGUCCGAUGUUUCAGCUUUUGCAUAUGUAACAGACGCACUGAGCAGGAGGAAAUCUGAUCUGGAAACAGAUUCUUUUGGCAGAUGGAUGUGCGUUUUGUUUUGAAUAACCUACACCGCCGCGGGGCGGUGCUUGUCCCACUUGCUAAUAGAGAAUUCGGCGGUGCACACGCGGUGUAUUCCGGUGAUAAAAUAGAGCCACAAGCAGCCAGCGAGCAGGUCAGAGCGGAGGAAUUCGGUGAAAACGAAAGCCGAGUCUCCUGCUCACAGUUACCGUUACCACGAAGAGCUCCGGGUCCAGGUCCAUGAUAGCUCAGCAGGGACACAUCUUCAUCUCACGCGGCGAGGCAUUCUGGAAGAGACGGAGACACCUCGGGAGGAUGUCCCACAGCGCGAACCGGGAGUGAAAAUCUUCUCAGCAAGAUGUGAGAUGAUGCGGGAGAAAACUGCGACGGAGGCCAGCGACAUGGUGUUGGUCCGGAGCUCGCACGGCCGAAGCCGGGCCAGAGUGACUCACGCCGUGGUGGUGAUCUUCUUGGAGUUCUUCGCGUGGGGCCUGCUCACCACGCCCAUGCUGACCGUCCUGCACGAGACGUUUCCUCAGCACACCUUCCUGAUGAACGGCCUGGUGCAGGGGGUCAAGGGUUUCCUGUCGUUUCUGUCAGCUCCUCUGAUUGGUGCUCUGUCAGACAUCUGGGGCAGGAAGUCCUUCCUCCUCAUGACAGUGUUCUUCACCUGCGCCCCCAUCCCCUUCAUGAGGAUCAGCCCCUGGUGGUAUUUCGCUCUCAUCUCAGUCUCCGGGAUUUUCGCGGUGACCUUUUCGGUGAUCUUUGCCUACGUCGCCGACAUCACAGAGGAACACGAGAGGAGCACGGCCUACGGACUGGUCUCAGCGACCUUCGCGGCCAGCCUGGUGACGAGUCCGGCCAUCGGGGCCUACCUGUCUGCGCAGUACGGAGACAGCCUGGUGGUCCUUGUUGCCACGGUGAUUGCUGUGGCAGAUAUUGCGUUCGUGUUCUUCGUCGUCCCCGAGUCGCUGCCAGACAAGAUGAGGCUGACGUCCUGGGGGUUCCCCAUCUCCUGGGAGCAGGCCGACCCCUUCGCCUCUCUGCGUCGGGUGGGGAAAGACACCACGGUGCUGCUGAUCUGCGUCACCGUGUUCCUGUCCUACCUGCCUGAAGCCGGGCAGUACUCCAGCUUCUUCCUCUACCUGCGACAGGUGAUCGAGUUUUCUCCGGCAGCCAUCACCGGCUUCAUCGCCAUGGUGGGAAUCCUCUCUAUAGUCGCUCAGACGGUCUUCUUCGGGGUUCUGAUGAGGACCAUCGGUAAGAAGAACACGGUUCUUCUCGGCCUGGCCUUUCAGCUGUUCCAGCUGGCCUGGUAUGGCUUCGGCUCCGAGCCGUGGAUGAUGUGGGCAGCAGGAACUGUAGCAGCCAUGUCUUCGAUCACCUUCCCAGCAAUCUCUGCUCUGGUGUCGCACAGCGCCUCACCCGACCAGCAAGGUGUGGCUCAGGGGAUGAUCACAGGUAUCAGAGGCCUGUGCAAUGGUUUGGGCCCGGCUCUCUACGGCUUCAUCUUCUUCCUGUUCAACGUGGAGCUGAACGAAGUGGAGCCGAUGGCAGGAAGAUCCACAGCGAGCACACAGAAGCUGGUCGUCCCGGGCCCACCCUUCCUCUUCGGCGCGUGCAGCGUCAUAUUUGCUUUAGUCGUCGCCUUCUUCAUCCCUGAGCGCCACCAGCUGGCCGAAGUCAAGACCUGCACCUCCAACAAGGCCGGCAGCAGCUCCGCCGCACACGCUCAGAACGGCAGCCCUCUCGCCGUGCCUGUCAGCGACACCGAGGACCUCGAGCCGCUGCUGCAGGACAGUGUCAUGUGACUCAUAGGCAGUCUGGCCAAUUACAGAACAGAGUCCUGUCUGCAAGUCCCACCCCCUGUUAAAAAAACAAACCCUCUCUUCCCCCGAUCCAGACUGUUGGGGAACGUUAGGCGGCGGCCUCCCCGGCAAACCGCUUUUUAUCUCACUGACAUCACUCACCUGUGACUCCUCCCAGUCUUUGCCCAGGUGUGUUUGGGCAGGUAGAACCAAAGGGCUUUGAAGUCUUGCCUCAGUAAGAGUCGAGAUCUCACCGUUAAAACAGAUCAGCAGAAGUAAAGUGGUCGUGUAGUCGUGCAGGAUCGUUUUACUUUACGAGCCAAUCACAGCGAGGACGGGACCAGAGAAGCCAAAGCAACUAACAGCAGCCUCCCAUACCUGUCGGUCAGGUCUGUACCUGACUCCACCCGUCAGGUUCGCAGAGGUGAGGCCAUCAAAUGCUCCUCGCUGUACAGGCCGUGAAAGCUGACACUCAAAACUGCGUUGGCUUUUGGGGGGGGAGAGUUUGUUGUUUUUUGGACCGGAGGGCGAAUCGUGGCGAGGACGAGGUUGGAGCUGCUCGGGAUUGUGGGAUACGAUACCAAAUCAUGAUGAGAUCCAGGUGUUUGUUUUCUGUCUGGAUCUAUUUGCGCUCAGACUUCCUGUCACACAGAGCAUGUGCAAACUGACUGGCUAUGAUGUCAUCGCCCUCUCCCGUCAGGAGUUUGCAUAUUUGGGAGAAAUCCGAGUAAAUAAACGGCGUGAAGCUGGAGGCGUCAUUUAGCUCCGCCUCAUUAUUUCAUCAUUUGGUCUCCCAGUUUAAUCAAUCAGGCUUUUAAUUUACUAAUGUGGCGUUUUUGUUUUGAGCUGCAGGUGUGGUCGUUUUGUUUCAGUGUAGAUUUUCCUGCACUGAUCCAGUAAACUGGACUCGGUUUGGCCCGACUUCAAAUCAACAUUUAAAUGCAUUUUAUGUAUUUAUUUAUUGCAUUUUUCGUCUCAGCCCUGAUUUCAAACCUCCGCCCUACAGACGGUCUCAUGUUUUGCCUCCUCCCGUCCUGUAGAGGGCGCUGUACUGCUCUGUUUUAUAGCCUGAAGCUGGACGAAGUCUGCAAAUUAAUAUCAAAGAUUUCACUGAAAACCGAGUUUUCCGUGAGCCGCAGUGACGAGUGACGGUUUUAAAGACAGAGAGCACCACCUAGUUUUCGCCAUUGCUCCUCCCACAAUCUGAACCUCUGCGGGUCACCACCUCCUCCUCCUCCUCGUCUUCUUCUUCUGUUUUAAUACUUGAAGUUUGUUUCUGUUUGACCUGAAAGUGCUCUCCCCGUCCGCCUGCCCCUUCCAGGUCGGACAAAUAAAACGCUCCAAGUUACUGAUGCAGUUUGAACCUUGGCGGUCCCGAGGCGGGCUGCUCACAAACCAACCGGUGCCGUGUUUUAUUACUCUUUUGUGCUUAUUUUGCCUUUUUGUUACAGGCUGUAUUUCUCAGAAGGUCAAUAGAUCGGUUUAAAAAAGCUGAUCAGUCGUUUAAGUCGAGUUUUCUCCCAGUUCAGGUUAAAAACCAUCGCAUGUGCGUUCUGUGCAGGUUCUCACGUUUGCCCCUUAAAGCUUCAGCCUUCAUGAUUGGUUCAUGUGAUGUAUAAAUUCUCUCUAAGUCCAGACUUGGAUUUUUGUGCACAGAGCUCCGGCGGUCCUGGAGGUCUCUUCAUGUCCAGUUUGAACCAGUGAAACCAGUGUCAGAGCACAUGUGGGGCUUCAGCUGUUGCUUAAAGACAGAUUAAUGAAUCAAUGAUCUUGUUUACCUGCACAGCUCGGCUACUGUAAGUGGAAUAUAACCCGUGCUGCAUUCAGGCUCUGUUUCUGUGUGGGAGAUGAUAGUUUUUGACAGUUUAAAGUGACCAGAGGUUCUCUGACUGAUGACGUCACCUUUGAGUGGUAGUUCUUCCUUUUUUUUUCCCUGAAUGCAGCAUGAACGUUGUCAUGGCUACAGGAACGCCUGAUCAUCCUGUUGUGACGUUGAUGAUGAUGUAGCUCAGAAGCACAAUCGACUGUUAGAGAAGCUCUCGGCUUAAUAACCUUUAACCUUUUAACCCUUAACGCCCACUUGCCGAUGAUGUCAGAUGGUUCAUUUUCCUAUGCUCACCGAGUGUCCUCAAAUGCCUCAUGGAGAGUCUUGGAUCCCACAGUAGUUUCUCCGAGUACUGAAUGCCUUUCUGUCUGGAUUAUUCUUUAGACUCAGUCCAAUUUAAAACUGGAUCAUUGGAAUUUUUUUUGUCUUAAGUUCAGAAAUUCGUCUCCUUCAUGUUGGAAUUCAGAACCUAGAUUUAGUGAUCCGGCCGGAUGACUCAGUCAUUCUUCCUGGGUCGAGUUUCCUGCUUUCCUCUGUUAAAUCUGACGAUGAGAUGAAUAUUCUGGAGAUUAGGGCAGCUGAUUGUUGACUCCAUGAUGAGGUUAAGAGCCGAGUCCCGGUUUCUGCUGUCAGAGCCGAGUCGCUCCAUCACGUCGUCAUCGUGUCAUAAAAAGUUUCCUGCUUUACGUUUUUUAAUGAAUUUCCCUGUUGAUGAUUCUCUGAAACCGUUCAUGAAGUGAAACGUGACGUUUUUAAAUGUCGGCUUGUGUUUGGUCACAGAGACGAUGGAGGCUGUAAAUCCUCCUCAGAGGCUUUUUCUCUUUUUUUACGGUGAGGCGUGAAGGCUGACGCGCCAACAUGGCCGCCGCAGCGACUGACAGCCCUUCCCAGAUGUUCCUCCUCUUCCUCCUCCGUGCAGACCUUUUGCUGAUUGCUGCACUUUAAUUUCUCUGAACGUGUGCCUGAAUCACUCGUGUUCAUAUCACUUUUAUAUUUAAACCGAGAGAUGUGUCGCGUAUUUUGCUUUUGCUCUUUUAUCUUAAGAACAUAAUUUUGAAUAAUAUCUAUGAUAACAAGAAUAUUAAUAACAAUAAAGAGAAACGUGUGACAUUUUGAAA
Messenger RNA from Pelmatolapia mariae (spotted tilapia), 6895 nucleotides. RefSeq names its product major facilitator superfamily domain containing 14Bb (gene slc71a2b). Gene Ontology annotation, molecular function: transmembrane transporter activity. The transcript is spliced from 12 exons. NCBI's taxonomy places the organism in Eukaryota, Metazoa, Chordata, Actinopteri, Cichliformes, Cichlidae. Gene Ontology annotation, cellular component: membrane. The record is from RefSeq and is a predicted model, not a curated record. Bases 2510 to 3955 code for a protein of 481 amino acids. Gene Ontology annotation, biological process: transmembrane transport.